AUGGAGCUGCUAAAAUUUAAAUUUCUAUGUGGAAAUUUCCUUUCUCAAUUUUCAGCGCAACCACGGCAACACUCGUCACAUAAAAAAAAAGAAGGGCCGAUUUUCGGCCAUUUUGCGGCUAAGAGAGACAAAGAAGCAAGAACAAAGUGUGAUCUUAUUGGUGUAGUUCCCAACAAUGAUUUAAGAAAUUGUCUUGCUCAUUAA
This is a messenger RNA of Clunio marinus, 204 nucleotides long. The record is from the annotation of a GenBank genome assembly. Lineage: Eukaryota; Metazoa; Arthropoda; Insecta; Diptera; Chironomidae.